AUGUGUGAUGAUUGUGUUACUUUUGAUUUUGAAAAAGAUUUUAAUAGCACGUUCAGUAAUGAAUUGGGAGUGUGCGUUACCAGACUGAUGUGGAAUGUUGGAUAUUAUGAAAAUUUAAAAAUCGACAGCCCUGAUCCGAGCUCAAUGACGUACAUUUAUCCAAAUGAAAUAUUAAGUUGUGCUUCGUCGUUUACGUUUUCAAUGACGGCAAAUGGGACUAUAGAAGUGAAUUUGUUUAUGGAACCUACUUCGCCCUCUGAUCAGGUCACGAUACUCGCAAAUCAGAUAGUAGUAGGUGGUAAUGACGCUGUAGUAGGGAAUGUAUUGAUCAUUGCUAUGGACCCAGACUUUGUCAGCGGAUGGCGUACGGCUACAAUGACUUUGUCGGGAUUCGGUACAUACAACGGUUAUAUAUCAAUACUUGGAGUGGCGGCAAAGGAAUCAAUAGUAUUAGUUGAUUCAUUUCGAUACAUGCCACCAUUAACCGUUGAAGAAGAAUGUACAAUUUAUGAUAAAGUUGAUACAACGUCUACAACUAUUACAACUGAAGCAGAAACUAUUUCAACAUCAGAUACAACGACUGAACUAGAAUCGACAAGUGAUUACACCACACCACAAUCUGAAAUUACAACUCAGAAACCUGAAACAACAGGUGGAACUCCUGAUACGACUACAACAAUGUCACCGACAUCAGAAUCUGAAAUAACCACCGACGAUGGAGCACAAACAACUGUCUUUCCAACGACAGACAAUGAUUCAACAAUUCAAACUGGUGGUCCUAUAACAACAAGUGGGACUCCAGAUACGACUACAACGAUAUCACCGACAUCAGAAUCUGAAAUGACCACCAACGAUGGAGCACAAACAACUGUCUUUCCAACGACUGAUAACGAUUCAACAAUACAAACUGGAGGUCCUGUAACAACAACUGGGACUCCUGAUAUGACUACAACGAUAUCACCGACAUCAGAAUCUGAAAUAACCACCGACGAUGGAGCACAAACAACUAUCUUUCCAACGACAGAUAACGAUUCAACAAUUCAAACUGGUGGUCCUAUAACAACAAGUCGGACUCCUGAUACGACUACAACAAUAUCACCGACAUCAGAAUCCGAAAUAACCACCGACGAUGGAGCACAAACAACUGUCUUUCCAACGACAGACAAUAAUUCAACAAUUCAAACUGGUGGUCCUAUAACAACAAAUGGGACUCCUGAUACGACUACAACGAUAUCACCGACAUCAGAAUCUGAAAUAACCACCGACAAUGGAGCACAAACAACUGUCUUUCCAACGACAGAUAACGAUUCAACAAUUCAAACUGGUGGUCCUAUAACAACAGGUGGAACUCCUGAUAUGACUACAACAAUAUCACCGACAUCGGAAUCCGAAAUAACCACCGACAAUGGAGCACAAACAACUGUCUUUCCAACGACUGAUAACGAUUCAACAAUACAAACUGGAGGUCCUGUAACAACAACUGGGACUCCUGACACGACAACAACGAUGUCAGUGACAUCGGAUUCUGAAAUAACUACCGAUGAUGGAGCACAAACAAGUAUCUUUCCAACGACAGAUAACGAUUCAACAAUUCAAACUGGUGGUCCUAUAACAACAAGUGGGACUCCUGAUACGACUACAACGAUAUCACCGACAUCAGAAUCUGGAAUAACCACCGAUAAUGGAGCACAAACAACAGUCUUCCCAACAACAGAUAACGAUUCAACAAUUCAAACUGGUGGCCCUGAAACAACAAUUUUGAAACCUGACACGACAACCACGAUGUCAGUGACAUCGGAUUCUGAAAUAACUACCGAUGAUGGAGUACAAACAACUGUCUUUCCAACGACAGAUAACGAUUCAACAAUUCAAACUGGUGGUCCUAUAACAACAAGUGGGACUCCAGAUACGACUACAACGAUAUCACCGACAUCAGAAUCUGAAAUAACCACCGACGAUGGAGCACAAACAACUAUCUUUCCAACGACAGAUAACGAUUCAACAAUUCAAACUGGUGGUCCUAUAACAACAAGUGGGACACCUGAUACGACUACAACAAUAUCACCGACAUCAGAAUCUGAAAUAACCACCGACGAUGGAGCUCAAACUACUGUCUUUCCAACGACAGAUAAUGAUUCAACAAUUCAAACUGGUGGUCCUAUAACAACAAGUGGGACUCCUGAUACGACUACAACAAUAUCACCGACAUCAGAAUCUGAAAUAACAACCAGUGAAGGAACACAAACAACAGUCAUCCCAACAACAGAUACCGAUUUAACAAUUCAAACCGAUGGCCCUGAAACAACAAUUUUGAAUCCUGAUACGACAACAACGAUAUCACCGACAUCGGAUUCUGAAAUAACAACCGACGACGGAACACAAACCACAAUCUUCCCAACAACAGUUAACGAUUCAACAAUUCAAACUGGGGGCCCUGAAACGACAAUUUUGAAUCCUGAUACGACAACAACGAUGUCAGUGACAUCGGAUUCUGAAAUAACUACCGACAAUGGAACCCAAACAACUGUUUUCUCAACAACAGAUAAUAAUUCAACUGGACUAACUGAAUCUACAUUAAAUAUUGAAACAACUAUUUCUGAAAUUACAUUACAGCCUGAUACACCAGAUCCAAAUCCAGAUACAACAGCAACGACAUCAGAUUCCAUGGAUGAAGUUACGAAUUCACCAGGAACCGGUGACACAACGACAACUAACUCUGAUGAUAUCACAGAAAAGCCAAUAUAUCUAGAAAAAGGAUUUUGGAACGCAUUCACCAUAUCCAUGGUUAUACUUCUAAUAUUUAUUAUUCUAAUUCUCACGGCUUUGAUAUCAUAUUAUAUUGGAAAAAGGAGAUCUCGACGCGAUUCCCAAUUGAUACUAGCAGACAUUGAAGAUCUUCCAAGCUCUAUACAUAUUCCGAGGGUGUCGAAAGUUUGGACAAACUCAACGACGCUAAGAAAAUUAGCUACUAUCAUUAAAAUGGAAUAA
Vanessa atalanta (red admiral) is the source of this 2988-nucleotide messenger RNA. Its product is annotated as mucin-22-like. The coding region runs from base 1 to 2988 and encodes 995 amino acids. The transcript is spliced from 2 exons. The record is from RefSeq and is a predicted model, not a curated record. NCBI's taxonomy places the organism in Eukaryota, Metazoa, Arthropoda, Insecta, Lepidoptera, Nymphalidae.